Messenger RNA from Vitrella brassicaformis, 2057 nucleotides. NCBI's taxonomy places the organism in Eukaryota, Vitrellaceae. The record is from the annotation of a GenBank genome assembly.
CUGCGUACUACUUGUUGCGUGUUGCGUGUCCGUGUUGCGUGUUUCGUGUCCGUGUUGCGGUUGCGUUAAUUUCGAAACCAGCGAGAGCGGCUCUCGGAGGCAUGUCAGCACCAUGCUACGGCCAUUCGUGGUGUCACUGGCUGUAACCGUCCUGACGACCAUCGCGUUCCUCGGCAGAUGGACUCAACUCGCCUACUUUGGCCCGGCAACCCAUCGCCAGCAUGACCAGGGACGAAGCAAGAGGACCGCCUCACUGCGUGCUGCCCCUGCCGGGCACACCACCUCAGCUGGCAGUAGCAGCGACUUUGAGACGGUUUACGAGGCUUUCUACAACCGAGCGAUCCCCCCUGCCCUCGUCGACAAGUGGCGACCUUACGCAGAAGCUCAGAACUGCUCGACAGAGCCAUCUCACUAUGCGAGUGUCGACGGUCAGUUGGAGGUGUUCAGGGGCCUGCAGACGUACGCCAAACCCGGUAUCACUCACGAGAUGGUCAGGAACGCCUCAAAGACCACGAGGGCUGCACUCUGGCAGGUAAGGACACGGUGGGUCGAAAGGGACAAUGACGGGAAGAAUUCACGGUGUUGUGUCAGGUGAGGGGCGGGAAGCUGUCCCAUGUGAAAGGGAGCCAUGGUACUGGACGGUUGAUGUCUGGAGAAAGGAGCUGCUCGCGCCGAUUGCACAAGUGCUGCCAGACAUGAUGCUAGUGACCAACCUCCUGGAUGAGCCGCGCGUAUUGAGGCCUGCAAAUGGGAGCACCGAAGGGCCUGAUCGAAUUAGCUUCCAGGGCAGGAGCGCCGCUGACACCACCCGGCCCUCCUGCCCCAACCAAACAGAGGAAUACGAAUCGACCGUCGGCUUCUUUGUCAGCCCUGCUUCGUUCGAUGUCCGCCGAGGCCUCUUGCCCAUGCUCUCCCGCACCCGUGUGUCGCCAUGUUUUGUCGACAUUGUGUCCCCGUUCUAUACUAAGGAGUGGCGUCCGAAAGCUGACGCCCCACUGCCCCGAUGGGAGGACAAGACGGCAAAGCUCGUGUGGCGCGGUUCCAACACGGGAUGCCUGUGGACUAAUGCGGACGAUCUGCUAUGGAAGUGCGAGAGGGGAAGGCUGGUCAGGCUGUCUGGACAACGCAACAACGAAACUCUCCUGAGCGAGGUCGGCAAUGAGCUGCGGUCCCAUGGCUUCUUGUCCGAGAAUGACGACGAGUGGCCGUCGGGCAAGUGGGCGUCAUCCCGUGUGGGGGACCUCUUUGAUGUGGGCAUGACGGGCUUUGGUCAGUGCAAGGGCGGCAGCAAAGGCGGUCGCAAGAAGCCCUGCAGACAGCUGGAGGACCUCUUCGGCAAAGCCGACAAGCUGCCGAUCGAGCGGUUCUUUGACUACAAGUACGUCCUUCACGUCGAUGGCAACUCGUACAGCAAGCGACUUGUCAGCCUUCUCCGCUCCAACUCUCUGGUCUUCCUCCAGGUGCGCAGAGCAGAGCAACCACACACACACACACACCCGCCUUUGCGUGUCAUUCACUGCUGUCAGACCGCCUUUGAGACGUGGAUGGACGGCUGGCUGCAGCCAUGGGUUCACUUCGUCCCGGUGUCUCCUUCGCUCGCUGACCUGCCGGCAAAGCUGGUGUGGGCGCUGGAGCACGACGACGAGGCACGACAAAUCGCCGAGAACGCCCAGAGGUUCGCUGCUGACUAUCUUCGCCCUGUGGACUUUUCGUCCUAUCUCGCGUGGCUGCUGAUAGAGUAUGAGAGCCUCUUUAGACCGAGACAGCCGCUGGCUGGGUGGCCGUCUGUGUGAAGGGGUGGGACUUGGUGGGGGGGAUCAGUGACAGUUUUACUUAUUCAAUGACACUUGGCUGGUGGAUGCAUGGGAAAUUCCCCAGCUCCUCAUCAAUGUCGUCUUUGUGACUGUCACUACUACAACUGCAGCUGUUGUGUACGUCUAGGUUGCUGUGUGAUGUGCGUGUGUCUUGCUGGACUAAUUGGCACCGAUGUGUCGAUGUGUGGAUGGAUGGAUGGAUGGAUGGAUGGAUGUGUGGAUGGGUGUGUGGAUGCGUGUGUG